ACAACACAACUUACAAACACCUUUUACAAACACCUUUUGCUUUCCAAUCUUACAAAACAAAAAAAUCUUCCCUAAAAAAUAAUGAUGAACACAAAGAAGCUCAUGAAGAUGGCCAGGAAAUGGCAACAGAGAGCAGCCUUAAGCAGGAAGAGAAUCUCAUUUCAUAGAUCAAGUACUAGUAGUAAAUCAACUGCUGUAGAGAAGGGCUGUUUCGUGGUUUACACGGCAGAUAAAAUCCGCUUUGCUUUUCCGAUAAGUUACCUGAGCAACUAUGUUUUCCAAGAGCUCUUGGAGAUCGCUGAAGAAGAAUUUGGCCUCCCCACGGAAGGACCAAUCACGUUGCCAGUUGAUUCGGUUUUCUUGGAGUAUCUCAUCAGAUUGAUCGAACGAAGAAUGGAUGGAGAUACGGAAAAGGCUCUGUUAAUGUCAAUCUCUAGUGCUAAAUGUUCUUCGCAGUGCUAUUUUCAACAACAAGAACGAUUGCUUGUAUUUUAG
Molecule: messenger RNA, 495 nt
Organism: Eutrema salsugineum
Lineage: Eukaryota; Viridiplantae; Streptophyta; Magnoliopsida; Brassicales; Brassicaceae
Product: auxin-responsive protein SAUR61
Exons: 1
Coding region: 82-495 (137 amino acids)
Biological process (GO): response to auxin
Source: RefSeq, a predicted model, not a curated record